ACUAUUUUAAAUCGUCCUAGGACUUGAAAAGUAAUAAAACUGAUUGAAAUAUGUUCGCCCUACGCGCUGAGACACGCAAAAUGUGCGCCCCGCUCAUUCGUCGUAUGUCCGGUUAUCCCGGAGGCAUUCCCGGCAUGAACUUGCCCUUUCGCAAGGGAAUCGAGAACCCGAUGCGUUUUACACUGAUCUAUUUGGUACUUGGUACGCUUGGAUUCGGUGCUCCAUUUCUGGUUAUACGUCAUCAAAUGCUACGCAAUGUCGAUGAUAAACCCAAAGAAGAGUAGAAAUUUGAAGUUAAAUAAAAACAUGGCGACUUCUUCAUAAUAUACAAUAUCUGAUUCAGUUGUACAUUUAAACAAUAAAAAAAGGAGCUUAACUUUCUGUGGAA
This is a messenger RNA of Drosophila grimshawi, 388 nucleotides long. RefSeq names its product cytochrome c oxidase subunit 7C, mitochondrial (gene COX7CL). Bases 51 to 284 code for a protein of 77 amino acids. The record is from RefSeq and is a predicted model, not a curated record. Gene Ontology annotation, biological process: mitochondrial electron transport, cytochrome c to oxygen. NCBI's taxonomy places the organism in Eukaryota, Metazoa, Arthropoda, Insecta, Diptera, Drosophilidae. The transcript has 3 exons.